AUGAGCAUCCCAACUGGUUUCCAGGGACUGAGGGUCAAUGUUGACAGAGCAGAAAAGAUUGCAAACAAAACCCAGAUCCAGUUUUCCCAACCAGAGGAUAAUAAUGCCAAUCAAUUGUCUUCAAUUGGUGAUCAAGGUGGAAGAUGCCUGAUAGAGGACACAAGGCACAGCACAAGCUCCCUUCCUCCUUUGGUCUCUCAGAGUGAAUCACACGACAAAUUUGUGAUCUGGGACUCUGAGCAGCAAUGCAUGGAGCCUGAACUCAGAGAGUUUGAGGUUGUGGAGAGUCCGGAGAUUCAUACAUUCUUGGGAAACAGGGAUCAGGAGGAGGAAAAUGAGGAGGAAGAUGAUGGAGGAAGUUUGAGAGAUGGUAAAGAUGAAGGUCCAAUGUCUAUAUCCUCUAGUUCAACUGCCAGCUCUGCUUCAAUCGGGGCGAGGAUAAAUGACAAUGACAGCAACAAAGUGGAGAGCAGAAUACAGAGGGCCAAAGAGUCGCAGAAAAGGAUUGGCUGUCAUAGCACUGAAGAGCUAGACACAUGUGUGACAGGCUCAGUAGAGAAAAGGGACACAAGGUCAGGCAAAUCAAGAGACAGAGAGAGACGGAAGGGAGGUCUCAAAGAAUCCAAGUCUGAGACAAAUGUGUUUGUCUCCAGUCUGUCAGCUGUUUCCCACAGUGGGAGCCUAUCCAGUGCUCUGAAUUGUAGUGGAGAAGCACAGUCUCUCAUCUCUCUGCCCAACUCCAAGACCAAUCCUUACCCCAACACCAACAACACUACCUCAGCCCAGACUAGAAGAAGGGCAACCCCUGUAGAUGCCAACCAGAACACCUCACCAUUGCAUCCUCAGGAGAAACAUGACCGCCUUCAAUACAGAGAGGAGGAGGGAAGUCAUCAGAAGAAUGGAUUGUCCUCAGAUGGGGGGCUGGGCCAAAGGAGGAAGGCUGGAUUUGAGGAGAGGGUGUUGCCACCACGAAGGCAACAGCUUGUCAGACCCCUUUGUCAGACAGAGAUGGGGAGAGCAAGGAGCUUAGCAGAUCCCAAUGUUCAUCAAGCCAUCAAACCUUCUUAUCCAGACCCCUCUCUAGAUUCACACAGUAAUGGGUCAAACAGAAAGUUAGCAAGAACAUCUUUACGUGAACCAUCAGAUUUCUCCCACCUGUAUAGCACAGCUGGAUUUUCCCAGGCCAAAGAGCCCAACCAGGUGGCCCAGUGUGAGGCUUUGCCUGUGGAAAAUCAGGCGACUGCAACUGCUAAUUCAAGUCCCUCCAACCCCUCCACCUUAGAGAAGAGACCCCAGACUCAGCUUACAUACAGAAGGAACUGCUCCAGUCCCAAAAGGACCGGGGUCGAUUCCGAGGCAUCUACCCCUCCCCACUCCCCUCUCAGGACACCACAGGGAUCACCACGCAGGCAACCCUCUAUGUACCUUGUCUCCAGGAAUGUCUCGGGAGCGGUUAGACAGAUCCCGUCAGGAUGCAACCCUGCUGUAACAAUAUCAGCUCAGGGCUAUGGCAACCCUUGCUUAAGAGCACCAGUCAGAACCAAUAUAAGCACAACUGGAAUUCCCAAAGCGCCUCUCAGCAACCAGCAGAGCUCCCCCAACUCUAACAAUUCCAGCCCUAAAGAGAGUUCUCCUUCACCUAAACUUAAACCCAAAGGAGUUCGCCCCAAAAUCAUCACUUACGUCAGAAAAAAUCCUCAGUUUAAGCCCCAGGUUGCUGACGGACCAUAUCAGGUAUCUUCUUUACCAUCCAGGCUCUCAGCAUACACACAUGGCCAAACAGCCAGUUCCUUCAAAGACACACAUAAAGACCCCUCCAAGCCUGACAAAGAAAUCAGGGGAGCCCCAGUACUCAGUGCCUCCAACCUGCUUUAUGAAAAGUACCGCCAAGAGAUGCAAACAAAUAUCUUCCCAUCAGGAAUGCUGUGCCGGAGUAUCAGGCCCCCUGGACACACCAACACUGUUCCCCCUGCGCACACACAUGCCACUCCACAUGCACACACACACAGCCACACGGCACCCCCAAAACUGGGCGGCAAAGCAGGUGACUUUUACGGGGCAUCAUCAGAGGUGGGAAGAUCAGCCAGUUUUAAAGGGAGUUCUGCUGAGGACGCGCUGCAGCACCGCACAACCUCUCAAGCCGGAGGGAGCGGCAGUCUCCUGCGUUCUGGCCGAGGUCUGCGUCUGGGCCUGGGAGCAGUCACCAGAACGGCUACAGGCUCAGCCAAGGGCAGAGGACCUGGUCAGGGUCAGAGGUCGAUGCUUGUCUUCAGCCAGCCAGUCCAACCUGUCAGCCCAGCAACCAGUCACCAAAGCCAAGAUAACACAGUGGCAGUGUCUGCCCAGCCCGAGGCCGCCACCUCCAGGUCUCUGCUUCCCAAAGUGAACCAGUCAGGCCUGCGCCCCCCGGGCUCCAGUUCCAGCAGCCGUCACCCUGCAGGUCGCUUGGCAGCCUUCGGCUUCGUCAGGAGUUCCAGCGUUUCCUCCGUUUCCUCGGCCCACUCUGCUGACAGCUCACAGAGUGACCCCUGCAGACCAGGGCUGAGUGUGAGCGAGGAGCCUCCUCUUCACAGAGUGACCACCAGCCCUCCAUCAACAGAUCACCAGAGAGGUGUGCCAUGUCGCAGCAACAGCCUUCAACCGCCCUCGACCCCUGCCCUGCCCCGACGUUACCUGCCUACUCAGCCAAGAAGCUCCCCUGGAGUUGGCAGGAAGGAGUUUCAGAGGAGUUCUGAGGUCACACGUUCCCUCCCUUCCUCCCCAAAGAGGCUGGCGGUGGUUCCUCCCAAACCUCAGUCCCCAGUCCAGUCUGGGCAGCGUCCCGCAGCAGCCGUGCGAGGGUCGGCUCCCCCGGGGUCCCCUCAUCACUUAGCCCCCCAGAGGCUGCAGCAGGAACAGCAGGAGAGCCUGCAGAGAGAAAAAGAGGAGGCUCAACAGAAAGAGAGAGAGAGGCAAGUGGAGGAGAAAGAAAAAGAGGAACAAAAUGAGGAGGUGCAGAGGCUGCAGGGACGCUGCGAGCAACAGGAGAGGCAGCUAAGAGCUCUAAGAGAAGAGCUGAGGAAGACAUCCUUGGGUCUUGAAGCCUUCAUCAUCACCACCCAGCAUUACUGCCUCAAGUGUAAAACUACAGAAGAGAAUGAAAGGAAAUUGUCCCUGGAAAUGCAAAAGAUCAGGGAGGAAACGGCAUCCAACACAAUGCAAUGGGAGAGACUCCAUCAUGAAAAGACAUCACUGGAGGUGGCGUUUGAGCAAGAACUGCAGGAGCUGCAGCUGCAGCAGGAGGCAGAGCUGGCUGCUGUGGAGGAGGGGCUUAGGAAAUGUCACUCAGCAGAGGCAGAGCACCUGAAGACGGAGCAUCGGUCAGAGAUGGAGGAGCUGAGGACUCAGCAACAAGAACAGGUGGAGGAGAUGACUGUCCACCACCAGGCAGCCAUUCAGGAGCUCAGAGACAUGCAUAACAUCACCAUGGCAACACUACAUGAGGAGCAUGCCCGUACCAUGAGAGACUUAAGGAAAGCUCAUGAGCAACAGAAGCAGCUUCUAGAAGAGGAUUUUGAGAAACUCCAGCUUUCUCUACAGGAUCAAGUGGAUACUCUCACAUUUCAAAACCAGAGUCUGAGGGAUAAAGCCAAACGCUUUGAAGAGGCUUUGAGGAGGAGCACCGACGAACAAAUAGUUGAUGCUUUGGCACCAUACCAACACAUUGAACAGGAUCUAAAGAGCUUGAAGGAGGUUGUCGAAAUGAAGAACCAGCAAAUACACCAGCAAGAUAAGAAGAUCUCUGACCUGGAGAAAGUGCAGGCCCAAAAGAAUGUGUUCCUCGAAGAGAAAGUCCAGGUUCUGCAGCAGCAGAAUGAAGAUCUGAAGGCUCAGAUUGAUAUGAAUGUAGUCCAUUCUAGGCAACUGUCAGAAGACAACGCCAACCUCCAAGAGUCCGUCGAGAAGGAGAACACUGAGAAGAAGCGACUUAGUCAGAACAAUGAGGAGCUACUGUGGCGUCUCCAGACCAGCCCCCUUAUGUCCCCCUCCUGCUCCCCAUUGCACCGCUCCUUCUCUACUUCCCCCGUGCCCUCGUCCCCAUUCUUUUCCUCCUCACCUGUGGCAGGCUGCGAUUCCCCAACUCACUGCUACGGCUGUCCCCAGCAGGCGCAAUACUCCUCCCCCUCCCACAGAGCCGCCACCAAUCAAAAUUUCUCCCCUGGGCCAGCCACACCCACUCACAGGGCAGCGAGCAAUCAGAAUUACUCCCCUGGCCCAGCAACACCUACACACAGAGCGUCAGCCAAUCGCUGUAACUCACCUGCUUAUUUCAACUCUUUACAGCGAUAA
Messenger RNA from Scomber scombrus (Atlantic mackerel), 4329 nucleotides. It is a transcript of the gene mtus2a, whose product is annotated as microtubule associated tumor suppressor candidate 2a. The transcript has 15 exons. Gene Ontology annotation, cellular component: cytoplasm; nucleus. Gene Ontology annotation, molecular function: microtubule binding. The record is from RefSeq and is a predicted model, not a curated record. The coding region runs from base 1 to 4329 and encodes 1442 amino acids. Lineage: Eukaryota; Metazoa; Chordata; Actinopteri; Scombriformes; Scombridae.